AUAUAAGUGAAUGCGGGGUCCGGGGAGAGCGGAUAUGGUGAAUGCGGGGUCCGGGAGAGCGGAUAUAGUGAAUGUGGGGACCGGGGAGAGCGGAUAUAGUGAAUGCGGGGCCCGGGGAGAGCGGAUAUAGUGAAAUGCGGGGUCCGGGGAGAGCGGAUAUAGUGAAUGCGGGGUCCUGGGGGAGAGCGGAUAUAGUGAAUGAUCAGAAGUAACAGCGGCGAGCCGAAAUGUGAUCUACGAUGUUCAAAAACGAGGAUUUAUAGCCGGGAGGAAUGGCGGACAGCUUUAUGUAGGUGCGGGG
Messenger RNA from Staurois parvus, 301 nucleotides. The record is from the annotation of a GenBank genome assembly. Lineage: Eukaryota; Metazoa; Chordata; Amphibia; Anura; Ranidae.